Closterium sp. Naga37s-1 is the source of this 1656-nucleotide messenger RNA. NCBI's taxonomy places the organism in Eukaryota, Viridiplantae, Streptophyta, Zygnematophyceae, Desmidiales, Closteriaceae. The record is from the annotation of a GenBank genome assembly.
AUGUUUAUUUUCGGACGGCCCCAACCCUCACAUCGCAUGAUUCUAGUGCUUAUCGUGCUGGGCUCAGGUGCUUAUCGUGCUGGGCUCAGGUGCUUAUCGUGCUGGGCUCAGGUGCUUAUCGUGCUGGGCUCAGGUUCUUAUCGUGCUGGGCUCAUGUGCUCACAUUCGCACUCCCCCUUGCUCCCCUCCCCCGUUCUCCACGACACAUGCAUCUUUUCCUCCCCCCCCACAUCACCUUCCGCCCUCACGCUCGUUUUCCAACCUCACUGCCGCUUCAGCAGCUCGUGUUUCAUGCAGCCGCGCAGCACCGUUGCUCCACACAAUCCUUGCUGCGCCGCACCCUGUGCCCUUUCUUUCUCCCCACACACAGGCAACCCCUUUUCGCACGCCAUACAAGUUUCACCCCCCCUGCUUCCCCCACACUCACUCAUGCUCGCCUUGCUGCUGCGCACCCCCUACCUCCUGCACCUUCCUCCCCCCUGCAUGCUUCCUCCGCCUGCGCCGCUACCCUCCACAUACGCCCCUCCCUUUCCCCGUCCUCUCAGGGGGCCACACGGCGGAGAUGCUGUGUGUGGUGGGCGCCCUGGACCACACACAUACGUGUUCACCCUCCCUGCUCCUUCCACAAUUACUCCCUUCCGCCCCGCGCCCCUGCCUUUCCUCCGCCCCCUCAGGCGGCCACACGGCGGAGAUGCUGUGUCUGGGGGCCACACGGCGGAGAUGCUGUGUCUGGUGGGUGCGCUGGACCACGGGCGCUACAGCCCGCGCUGCUACAUCGCUGCUGCCACCGACGCCAUCAGCCUGCCCAAGGCACGCCAGCUAGAGCAAGCCCUCGCACAGGAAGCGCCUGCUCCCGCCUUGCCUGUCCCGCCCCCCUCGUACCUAUCGGUGUAUCGGAGUCGAGAGGUGGGGCAGUCAUACCUCACCUCAGUGCUCACCACCAUCGCCGCCACGCUGCACGCCAUGCUGCUUGUGGCGCGUGUCAGACCCCAACUGCUGCUCUGCAACGGGCCGGGCACCUGCCUGCCAAUCUGCAUCGCCGUUUUCACACUGCAUGUGCUGGGAGUGCAGAGCAGCAGCAUCGUGUUUGUGGAGAGUGUAGCACGAGUGGACCACCUGUCGCUCACAGGCCGCCUGCUGCACCGCCUGGGCAUCGUAGACCGGUUCUUCGUGCAGUGGCCGCACCUCACCAGCUCAUGCAAGGGCACCCACUAUCUGCUGCCCCGCGCCCCGCUGCCCUGCGCGCUGCUGCCCCGCGCCCCGCUGCCCCGUGCGCCGCUGCCCCACGCGCUGCUGCUCCGUGCGUCGCUGCCCCGCGCACUGCUGCCCCGCGCGCUGCUGCCCUGCGCGCCCCGCUGCCCCGCGCACCGCUGCCCUGCGAGCUGCUGCCCCGCGCCCGCUGCCCUCCGCGCUGCUGCCCCGCGCCCCGCUGCCCCGUGCGCCGCUGCCCCACGCGCUGCUGCUCCGUGCGUCGCUGCCCCGCGCCCUGCUGCCCCGCGCGCCGCUGCCCCGCGCGCCCCUCUGCCGUGCGCCGCUGCUGCCCGUGCGCUGCUGCCGCCUGUGCGCCGCACCGCUGCUGCUGCCGCCCUUGCACCCCUGCCGCCCGCGCGCCGCCCAAACCCAACCCUAGCACUAACCAAGGUGUACACCACCUAG